Messenger RNA from Lactuca virosa, 2430 nucleotides. The record is from the annotation of a GenBank genome assembly. NCBI's taxonomy places the organism in Eukaryota, Viridiplantae, Streptophyta, Magnoliopsida, Asterales, Asteraceae.
AUGAGGUGUCGCAGACACGUUCAAAGACAUCCAAAAAAAACAGUUAUUGAACAACCAAAAGUGAAGCUGAGGGUUAAGGUCAAAAUUGUAAGUAAGAAACGUGAACUAUCUGAUGAAGAUGAUUCAGAUAUUCAGAGUCGUCCUGGAUCUUCAAAGAAACCAAAGAGAGAAACUAAAGUUUUGAAGAAACAUAAAAAAGCUGUUGUUAUAAAAAAAUUUCCUUCAUUGAAGAAUAGAUGUUCACCCGGGUCAUUGUUGGGUGUUAUUCAAGGUUUAAAUAGAGAACAGAAGGAUUGUGUUAGGGCUAUGGGAUUUGGGAGUUUGUUAGGGAUGAAGAUGAUUGACGUACCGUUGAAGAUUGUUUAUUAUGUUCUUGAUCAUUUUAAUUUUGAAUCUUUGAAGGUGGAGUUUGAUAAUUGUGAAGUUAGUGUUGAUAGUAAGUCUGUUCAAGAGAUGUUAGGAUUACCAUCUGGUGGCUCAUUACUUUCAAACAUGGAUUACAUUUCGGAGAAUAAUGAAGAGAGUUGUAUGUUUGAGUUGAAGAAACAGUAUGAAAAUAUUGAUAAAUUGAGAUUGAAACAGCUAAAGAAUGAACUUGUUCAAACUAGUGCUGCGGAUGACAACUUCAGAAUCAAUUUUUUGGUUCUUUUUAUUAAUACUUUCUGUGAGUCUACAAGCAUGGGUAAAUGUAAUCUGAAUCCAUUGUAUUUAAUCAGAAGAGAUACUAAUUUAAGUAGCAUUGACUGGUGCGAUUACAUUGCGAAUUGUUUGGUAAGGACGAAGAAGGUUUACAAUCCAGAGAAAGAAUCUUCUUUCUUUUAUGGACCAGCAGCAUACCUUAUGUUGUUGUAUGUGGAUACUUUCAAGUUUGAUCAUUUGCAAGUCACACGUAAACGUCCAACUAUUUUUUAUUGGACGUCAGAGAAGAUAAGGUUUCUUGAGGAUAUUUUACAAGAGAGUGGAGGAUUUGGAUGUGGACAUGUUAAUGAAGCAUAUGUUGAAGAAGAAUUUCAAGAAUCUGAGUAUAAUGAGGAGGAAUCUGGCGGUGAUGAGAUUGAAUCUGAUGGUGAAGAGGAUUUAUGUGAUGAGGAUGAAGAAGAUUUUGAUGUUAAUAAAGUUAGUGACGUGGAGGUGUAUGAAAGUAAAAUUUCAUAUUUAAGCACAGAAAGUUUUGAUUUCCAUUAUGUUUCACAAAAAUAUAAAGAACCGAUAUUAACACUUGGUUUUGUUCAAGUUAAUGAUGAAGAUUAUGGGAAUGAUUUUCUUAAUGAUGAUGAAAAUGUUGAAGAUUAUGAUCAAGAGAAAUGUUCUGGUGGUCAGGGGGAUAGAAGUGGUCCACAUGAGGGCAAUAUUGGUAAAAAUCAUGUUGAAGGUAAAGGUGAUGAUGAUGAAGAUGAUGAACAAGGAAAUGGAAGUGGAUGUAAUAAAGAAGAGGCCAUGAAUUUAAAUUCUGUUUUCGAAAAUGUUACUAAGAGUGUGGGUCUAAUUGAUAGCCAGGAAGGUGUAUCUUUUAGUCAAUUUAUUUGCGAUCCAGUUGUUGAAAGUUUUCUUAAUACUUUGGAUCAAGGUACUGAUGGUUGUUUAAAUCAGAAACUAGUUGAAGAUGAUGUGAAUUUGAAUUUGGCUGGUAUUGAUGAUGGGACUGUAAAUUUGGGUGAGGAUGAUCAUAAGAAUAAAGUAAUUUCAUAUCAUAAUGUUGAUAAAGUUAUUGUAGCAAAGAAGGAUGGAGAAGGUGAAGAUGUUGAAGAUUGUUCAAAUAAAAAUAAAGAUGGAGAAAAUGUUGAAGAUUGUUCAAAUAAAAACAAGGAUUCAAAUGAGACUCGAUCAUUGAAAAAUGAUAUUGUUCCAAGUUUUAGUCUUGGAUUUAGUCAAGAUUCUGAAGGUUCCAAGAAGUCAUCUCAAAGUCAAAUUUCUUCUAAACGGAUGACAAAGAAAAAGAUUAAGGAUAGAGUUAUUUUGGGAAAACCAAGUGCUGGUCCAGAGUGUGUUAUUCCAAAUGUUGAUGUUAUUGAUGCUAGUCCAGUUUCUUUUGCACCCCCUUUGGGUACAUUAGAAGGACCAUCAAAACCUGUUUCUGGCAAACCUAAAGAUAUAAAUGAAGAAGCAACAUCAGUAGUGGAUGCCAAAGGAAAGAGACAAAUGAAGUUUUCUUAUGUUUAUAAGUCACCAUUUAAGGAAAGGGAUAUUGUAUUGCUUAUGGAAACAUAUGUUAUUGGUUUUAGAGCUAAUUAUGAAAGUCUUUAUAAAAAAACCCAUUUGCAUGUUAGUGUUCUUGAUUCAUGGUCUUGUAUACUAAAUCAUCAAGAGAAAUUCAGAGAUGUUGUUAAAUCUCCACUCAGAUUGUUCAUGAAUUCUGAGACUGUUAUCGAUAAUGGUGCAGAUAAUGCUGAUUUCGAUGAUAAGUAUGUUGCAGUUUUAAACCUCUUGUAA